Capsicum annuum is the source of this 1232-nucleotide messenger RNA. RefSeq names its product 50S ribosomal protein L15. The transcript has 4 exons. Gene Ontology annotation, biological process: translation. Gene Ontology annotation, molecular function: structural constituent of ribosome. Gene Ontology annotation, cellular component: mitochondrial large ribosomal subunit. Lineage: Eukaryota; Viridiplantae; Streptophyta; Magnoliopsida; Solanales; Solanaceae. Bases 109 to 951 code for a protein of 280 amino acids. The record is from RefSeq and is a predicted model, not a curated record.
ACGUAAGACUAAUGGGACUAGUGUGGAUAAAACGAAGUACUAGUAUCAAAUUAAACUUGUAGCAAUGGCAUGUCCGUAUAUCUCACAUAAACCCUAGAAUUAGAAGAAAUGUUGAGAAGAAGAAUCAUUUCGCUGCUAUCUUCUUCCCUCCAAAAUGCUCCUAUCUCCAUCAAGAUUCCCCAACCCAUUUCCAUAUCUUUACAAAAGUUUCCAUUUUUGCAAUUUUGUGAACGACCCAUCACCACCAUUUCUCCUCCUAGUGGAUCAUUGGGUUGGCAGUUUCAAAGAGCCUACAGUCUUCUGAGCCUAAAUGAUUUGCAAGAUAACAAGGGUGCUAGGAAGCAGAAGACUCGAAAGGGUAGAGGUAUUGGGUCCGGUAAAGGAAAGACUGCGGGUCGAGGACAUAAGGGUCAGAAAGCUAGAGGCACUUAUAAGUUUGGGUUUGAAGGUGGACAGACUCCGCUUCGUCGCCGCGUCCCUAAACGUGGAUUUAAGAACCCAUUCAGUCUAACAUUUCAGCCAGUUGGGUUGGGAAAAAUUGCAAAGUUGAUAAAUGCUGGGAAGAUUGACUCAUCAGAGUUGAUCACAAUGAAAACUCUGAAGGAUGCUGGUGCAAUAGGCAAGCAAAUAGAAGAUGGAGCCAGGUUGAUGGGGCGUGGAGCUGAACAUAUUCAAUGGCCCAUCCAUCUAGAGGUCUCAAGGGUGACCGCUAGAGCUAAAGCAGCUGUAGAAGCAGCGGGUGGGUCUGUAAGGAGAGUGCAUUACAACAAACUUGGGUUGCGGGCGCUACUGAAGCCUGAGUGGUUCGAGAAAAAGGGCAGGUUGCUCCCAAGACCAGCAAGGCCUCCACCAAAACUGAAGGAUAAGGUGGAUAGCAUCGGGCGGUUGCCUGCCCCAACCAAGCCUCUUACAACUGAAGAUGCUGACUCCAUGUCCGCUGCCCCAGCUUGAUAGUGACUAGCUUUCUUCAUGUUUUAUAGAUCUGGGUUCCAUUGCAGUGGAGCAGUUUUUGGCUUAAUGUAGCUUGCCCGAUAGCCUUAACACUUCACCAAUUGCCAUAGAUAUUCAGAAAUAAGAUCUUUCACUUGCUGAAGUUUUUGAGUGACCUAAAUUUUUCAUUCAAGGGUGUAUUCAUAGGUAUAUCUGGACUAUAACUUUUGCUUCUUUAAAUUGAAAAUGAGUCUUAAUAUUUCAUUCUAAACCCAAGCAUAUGAAGAUGCAACUUUUUUCUA